AGUGUGGGUGUCAGCGGGUUGGUUGGACUUGUGUUUACAGCUCGGCUGGAUGCUGUUGGCUGCUGAUGUUAUUGGGAAAGUGCAAUGUUGUACCAGCCGCUAUUGGAAUAAAUACAACCGUGGGAAUACAGGUGAUUUUGCUCAUCAUCUCCCACCACUUUCUCCUCCCGUCUUCCAUUCAUGAGCAGCGUGGCUGAGUUUAACAGCGGCAGCCAUGGAUGACAAGGGCUCGGUGGGGAAGAUUAGCGUGUCUUCGGACUCAGUGUCCACUCUCAACAGUGAGGACUUUGUCCUUGUGUCCCGGCUGGGGGACGAGACACCCUCCUCCACUAAUAAUGGUAGUGAUGACGAAAAGACAGGACUGAAGGUGAUUUCUGAGGAAGGGGUCAGCUUUAAGAUUGUGGGGAAUGGAAGUGAGCAGCAGCUCCAGAGGGAGUUAGAGGAUGUCCUCAUGGACCCAUCAGUAGCCGACGCCGGGCUCAGAUCAGAAACAGGAAUGGAAAGCCUUGGCGGGGGCGACCCUGGCCCUCUUCCCACCACAGCCUCACCUGUUCCGCCAGGCUCUGACCCUCUGAGUGCACCACCACCCAAGUUAGAGAUGGUGCUUCCUGUUCAGACGGCUCAGGAGAGUGAGCUGAAUGAGAGGUCGUACCGAGCAGAUGAAUCAUCAUCAGAGGGCAGUCCUUGCAGUCCCAUUCCAGAUGAGGACAGCGUUGUGUUCAGUCAGCUGACCUAUCUGGGCUGUGCCUCGGUCAACGCCCCCCGCAGUGAGGUGGAGGCCCUUCGUAUGAUGAGCAUCCUCAGAGGGCAGUGCCAAGUCCCUCUGGAUGUCACACUGUCUGUGCCAGGCGUGUCCGAAGGCACUGUCAGGUUGCUGGACCCCAAUGCCAGCACAGAGAUCGCCAACUACCCUAUCUACAAGAUUCUGUUCUGUGUGAGAGGCCAUGAUGGCACACCAGAGAGCGACUGCUUUGCCUUCACUGAGAGCCACUACAAUGCUGAGAUCUUCAGGAUCCAUGUGUUCCGCUGCCAAAUCCAAGAAGCGGUGAGUAGGAUACUGUACAGCUUUGCCACAGCUUUUCGGCGGUCAGCUAAGAAGGCAGUUCUGUCAUCUCAGCAACCUGCUCCCCUCACCCCUGACAGUGACUUGUUUACCUUCACUGUCAGCCUGGAAAUCAAGGAGGAUGAUGGCAAGGGUACUUUCAGUGCUGUUGCAAAAGACAAGGACAAGCAGAGCUUCAAGCUGCGUGCAGGAAUGGACAAGAAAAUUGUCAUUUAUGUGCAGCAGACCUCCAAUAAGGAACUGGCCAUUGAGAGGUGUUUCGGUCUCUUGCUCAGCCCAGGGAAAAAUGUGAAGAACAGCGACAUGCACCUGCUAGAUCUGGAGUCAAUGGGAAAGAGCUCUGACGGGAAGUCUUACAUCAUCACAGGAAGUUGGAACCCCAACACGCCUCAGUUCCAGCCUGUGAAUGAGGAAACGCCCAAAGAUAAAUUCAUGUACAUGACGACAGCAGUGGACCUAGUGAUCACAGAAGUGGAGGAGCCGGUCCGUUUUCUGCUGGAGACGAGGGUCAGGGUCUGCUCCCCGAACGACAGGCUCUUCUGGCCCUUCAGCAAGCGUAACUACACUGAGACCUUCUACCUUAAACUAAGACAGAUGGAGCGUAAGGAGCGUAAGAGUCCUGCCUCUGACACACUUUAUGAGGUGGUGAGUUUGGAAAGUGAGACUGAGAGAGAGAAACGGAAGACCACAGCUAGUCCCGGCAUCCUGCCCACCGGGACUGGAACCACAGUCCCAUCACCACCUGAGGAUGAUGAAGAAGAAGAUAAUGAUGAGCCGUUACUCAGCGGGUCAGGGGACGUUUCCAAGGAGUGUGCAGAGAAGAUCCUGGAGACCUGGGGGGACUUGUUAUCCAAGUGGCAUAUGAACUUAUCAGUGCGUCCCAGGCAGCUGCCAGCUUUGGUGCGAAGUGGCAUUCCCGAGGCUCUCCGUGGGGAGGUGUGGCAGCUCCUGGCAGGCUGCCAUAACAAUGACCACCAGGUAGAAGAGUACCGCACUCUUAUUACAAAGGAGUCCCCUCAGGAUAGUGCCAUCACCAGGGACAUUAACAGGACAUUCCCAGCUCAUGACUACUUCAAAGACACUGGUGGAGAUGGACAAGACUCCCUCUACAAGAUCUGCAAGGCUUACUCUGUUUACGAUGAGGAGAUUGGCUACUGCCAGGGACAAUCCUUCUUGGCUGCUGUGCUGCUGCUACACAUGCCAGAGGAGCAAGCUUUCAGUGUUCUGGUGAAGAUCAUGUUUGAUUACGGGCUCAGGGACCUUUUCAAGCAGAACUUUGAAGAUCUGCAUUGCAAGUUCUUCCAACUUGAGAGACUCAUGCAGGAAUAUAUACCAGACCUGUACAACCAUUUCCUGAAUGUGGGUCUGGAGGCUCACAUGUACGCCUCUCAGUGGUUCCUCACCCUCUUCACAGCCAAAUUCCCUCUUUACAUGGUCUUCCAUAUCAUUGACCUGCUACUGUGUGAGGGCAUCAGUGUGAUCUUCAAUGUGGCCUUGGCACUUCUGAAGACAUCAAAAGACGAUCUGAUUCAAACAGACUUUGAGGGUGCGCUCAAAUUCUUUCGUGUCCCAGUACCAAAGAGGUACCGCUCUGAGGAAAACGCCAAGAAACUGAUGGAGCUGGCCUGCAGCAUGAAGAUCAGCCAGAAAAAGCUGAAGAAAUUUGAGAAGGAGUACCACACCAUCAGGGAGCAGCAGGAGCAACAGGAGGCCCCCAUCGAGAGAUAUGAGCGGGAGAACCGGCGUUUGCAGGAGGCUAACAUGCGUUUGGAGCAGGAGAAUGACGACCUGGCACAUGAGCUUGUCAGCAGCAAGAUAGCUCUGCGCAAAGACCUCGACAAUGCUGAGGAGAAAGCAGACGCCCUGAAUAAAGAGUUGCUGCUGACCAAACAGAAACUGGUGGACUCUGAGGAUGAGAAGAGAAGACUGGAGGAAGAAUCUGCACAGCUGAAGGAGAUGUGCCGGCGAGAGCUUGAUAAGUCUGAAUCAGAGAUAAAGAAGAACGGCUCCAUUAUAGGAGAAUACAAGCAGAUCUGCUCCCAACUAAGUGAACGACUGGAGAAACAACAGACAGCCAACAAAGGAGAACUGGAGAAAAUCCGGUCCAAAGUGGAAGGCUGUGAGAAGUGCAGUAGUCUUUUCAACAAAGAAGGUCGUGUGCGGGCCGCUGUGACCACAGCACCUGCCGGAGGGACUGAGGAGACAGACGAAGAGAAGGAGGGUUUGAAGAACCAGCUAAGAGAGAUGGAGCUGGAACUAGCCCAGACCAAACUGCAGCUGGUGGAGGCUGAGUGCAAAAUCCAGGACCUGGAGCACCACCUGGGUCUGGCCCUCAAUGAAGUUCAGGCCGCCAAGAAGACCUGGUUCAACCGAACACUCAGCUCUAUCAAGACGGUCACUGGGACCCAGGGCAAGGAGACCACCUAACCUGAUAACCCCAUCAUCCACUUUUACCCAGACCGUGUCUGGAGCUCAGUGCAACUCACCACACUGACCCUCUGGACGCCUAACUUAACCCACUGGGCCAUAACUUUAACUUGAACAUUGACCGUUAAAUCCCAGGAUGACCAUUACUAUGGACUGCGUUACUUGUUCCUCCCAUCAAGAAUGUCCUCAUGUUUCUCUGUUCCCACUGCUCCUGAUCUAAUCACCCCUAUCCAUUUAUUCUCCUCUCCACCCCGAAUGACUACAGACAAAUGUGCUGAUGAGAAGGGGUUGAAAAACACAAGAUGAAGUACAACGGUACCACUUUUCCCAGAGACACAAUGUGCUUCCACCGGUCACAGAAAGAAACGCGUAAAAAAGAAGCUUCAUUUAUUUCUGUCUUUGUACUGCUGAUAUUAAAGACCGCAGAGGGAAGGUAGGACAUCUGAACUGUUACUGUCCUGACGGGAUAGAGAAGAAAACACUCCGUCCUUCCUUACUGUUCUGCGUGCUCCCCUCUAAACUACUGGCACAAACCAACCAGUCCCUGUAAAAUGUUUGUUUUAGGUACGAGAGCUAAUAGACGCCUUUUCAAAACUGAGCUUUUUCUAAUUUACGUUGAAAAAUACCUUUCUUUUUCUAUGUAAGUACCUGAAUGUGCUUAUGUAAUGAGUGUGUGUGUGUGUGUGUGUGAGUGUGAGAGAGAAUGCAUGUCUUUUUUUUGUUUUGUGUUGACUGUGAGGUGUAUGUGUUCAUGUGUGAGACUGAAAAAAAUGUUUGAAAGCAUUAAUAAUUGACUGAAAUAACUUUGAAAUAUGUGUAUAAAAGAAAGAGCGAGACUGUGGAAGUCCAAGGGAACGAAAAAAAGCACUAAAGUUAUGAGUGUGUGCAUGCAUGUAAAGGGGAAAAGGUUUUCCCUGGUUGUCUAGUUUCCUUUAAUGUUCAAAUGUGUAUAUGAAUGAUGCUAAAGAAAAGUUUGCUGACAAAGCCUUGAUCUGAAGGUCGAUAAAAAUUAUACUAGUGGAUAUGAAUAUGUAAUUUACAGCAAGGACAGAAGCAUAAAGGCUGUUUUAAUUUCCAACAGCAGCAGAACUUUCCUCACAUCAGAUUUCAUCCAUAAAACAUGCUCAGGGUUUGUUUGGUUUGGAUGUCCCAGCACAAAGAAACUAAAAAAGCUCCAAACCAUGCAAACCUCCACAUGUAUUAUACAGUACCUGUAUGUAUGUAAGAACACUGUUAAAGCCUUGAAUGGUGCGAUGAACGAACACACACAUAUACAGGAUGUCGUAAUUCCUGCUGCAAUUGAACACAUCUUUAAAAACCCCUCCCUCCUCUCUUUCUGUGUCACAGAGAAUACUCACUCAGUGGCUAAUUAUUUGGGACACCUGCUCGUUAAAGCGGUCAUCUGUGUCCUCAUAACGUAUAGACAAGGUCAAGACGUGUGGUCACUUUCUGGAAAUAGAUAGUAGAAAGGGUGAGAUGUUGUAUCAAAAAGAUGGUAUGGUUAUUUUUAUACAGGAUGGCGAGGACAGCAGAGGCAAUGGAGUCUGUAGCAAAAAACAAAACAUGCCUCAUCAUUUGCUAUGUUUCAAUUCUAUUGAGAAGCAAAUUUUAAGCAAACUUUUCAAAUGUUGCAAAAAACAAAAGUGAAUGAAUUAUUCAUCAACUGGUUUCGCAUGAUAAACUAGGCUACAGCUUAGUUUCGACCAGAAGUUGGAGCUAUAGGCUACACAUGCUGUAACCCACCAGUAAACAGAGCAGAAGGAGUGCAGGUUGCAAACUGAAAACUAAAGAGUUGCCAUCUACGAGAGAAAAAAAUGGGGUGUGCUCUUUCAGAAUUUGGUCAUUUCUAUUCAGCUUUUCUAAUGCAAUACUUCAACAUGUGAAUGUCCAGAGGACAAUUGGAAGAAAAAGAAGUUGAAAGAAACUGGAAGGCAACCAGGACAGAGAUAAGUCCAGCACAUUGUAUGUGUAACUUGUUGAAUAUUGGCUUGACUUGAGUGUCGAAUGUUGGGAGAUGAGGCAACAGAAGGCAGAUUAUUGGAAAAUGCUACAUGAUGCAACAAAUGAUGGGGGAGUCAGAAUUGGCUUAGUCUGUCAUAGAGUACAAAAGCCUUGUUACUGUCCAGGUGCAUCUCUUUCUGGCAAAGCGCUCUUCAUCUCAAAAUAGAUCCCGUAACAUGACAGAAACUUGUGUUUAUUCCGGCUGCCUGCACUCGACUGCGUAAGAGCACCUUUGGGAUGAGGUGGAACAGGAUAACUACAGCACAAGCAUCUCGCAGCUUCCUAAAAAAUCUGCAGAAAUUGAUCGCAUUAUCGAACCAGCGUGGAGCAAAAUCCCUGUGAAACAUUUUCAACACCAUGAUGAAUUCAUGCCUUCAUGGAUUCAAUGUGUUCAAGAGGCAGAGGCAGAUGUUCCCGAGCACUGAGAGGGUUGAAAUAUUGAAGUGGCCACUGAGUUUUUACACACAUAGUUGUGAAUGUGUGAGAGUUGCACCCACUCAAAGACACUCGUCAACUGCCAGAAGUGAAACCCUGCACCGUAAGCAUGGAUCAGUAUCACAGGAGUUAAACUGUCCGUCACAGGACUCCAAAUGGAUGUCAAAGGUCAAAGCAAGAGUCAGACUGACAUGCUCUCUAAAUCUGUCCCGAGGAGGUGGGGGGGUUAAAAUUGCUUGCUUGUGUGUGUUUUCAUAUUACUGAUUAGAAAGUGGGCUCAACAAUAUCCCAAUUUAUUCAUAUUCUACUGAUCAUAUUGGACUAAAGGAAAAAAACCAGCUGUAUUUCCUUUUCCAGCCUAAAAUAAACAGUUACUGUAAAUUGCAUUGAACUUGAAGGUGGAAGCUGAUUGGCUGAAAUCUACUGGUGAUGUCAGAGGAAAUGUCUAGAUGAAGUUGAAAGAAACAGGGCCGUUCCUCUAAAGGCACUGGGUUGUAUAUAACAAACAUAAAAAAUGAAUAUCAAGUUUUUGUUUAUGAUUUUCUACUCUGUAACUAUAACUAAUGUUGCCUACUUGUACCUACCAACCUGCUGCCGUGCUACAGUUUAAUCCACAACGAUGUUUUAUGUUUUUUAAUGUUUAUUUUGCUCCAAGCUUCUCAGUCAGACUGCUGUUUGGUUAAUUAAAUGCCAAAACGUAGCUUUAUCAUCAACAACAAAAACAUUAUCAACGUGUGGAAAUUGUAAUAGUGUAGGAUGCAUUGUGUAUACUUCAUGAAUUUCAAUAUAAAGAUAUCAACACAAAA
This is a messenger RNA of Centropristis striata (black sea bass), 6732 nucleotides long. Its product is annotated as rab GTPase-activating protein 1. Lineage: Eukaryota; Metazoa; Chordata; Actinopteri; Perciformes; Serranidae. The record is from RefSeq and is a predicted model, not a curated record. The coding region runs from base 215 to 3490 and encodes 1091 amino acids. The transcript is spliced from 27 exons.